This is a messenger RNA of Aspergillus puulaauensis, 723 nucleotides long. RefSeq names its product MARVEL domain-containing protein. NCBI's taxonomy places the organism in Eukaryota, Fungi, Ascomycota, Eurotiomycetes, Eurotiales, Aspergillaceae. The record is from RefSeq and is a predicted model, not a curated record. Bases 1 to 723 code for a protein of 240 amino acids. The transcript has a single exon.
AUGUGGUUCGUCCUCUUCAAGAUAUUUCGCUUCGGAUACUCCGAGACCAAGAAAUACAAGGCCAAAAAGCAAGCCACCCAACAACCCCCGCAACCAGGCCCCUACGACGGCUCCCGCGACUUCAAUAACGAACAAUACCCAAUGGACGCUUACCCACCCCCUCUCCCCGACCAGACGCCUCCCCCAGCGGCAAUGGGCAAGGGAGCCCGUGCAAAAUCUCUCGUCUCCACGAUCCUCGCAAUCUUCCAAUUCGCUUUCGGCCUCGCCGUCAUCGGCCUCUACAGCCAAGAUAUCAAUUCCGCGCACGGAAAUGGCGAUUCUGCGCCCUCGCAAUGGGUCUAUGCCGUUGUCACUGCAUUCGUUUCAACUGUUACCGCGCUGCUAUAUCUUAUUCUAGGAUGGUGGUGGGCGAAGCGCGUCAAGCUUGCCUUUUCGCAGCGCCAGGGUCUCUUCCUGCCACUGUUUGUGUGGGAAAGUGUCAUUGUCAUUCUGUGGUUGGUUGUCUUUGGGAUUUUUGGGGAGAAGUAUAUCGGUGUUUACCAUGUUGGAGGGAAAGAUGGUGGCGAUUCGAAGGUUACGAGAAUGCGCAGGGCCGUUUGGGUUGAUUUGGCUUGCUUGGUGUUUUGGAUUGCUUCGGCUGCUUGGAGGGGUGUUAGGUGGUGGAAAGGGAAGGGUGGUUCGUUUAGGAGGAGUGAGCCGGUUGAUGAGAAGGAGAUGGCUUGA